CAAGAAAAAGAGCGUACUUCCAUCUUAAAGGCCGAAAACGCAUUUGCAACCCCUCUGGUGUUGCAGGUGUCCAUGUGCGGCGGUAAUCGCUUGCCAUCAGGUGAUUCGUCUGCUCGCUUGCCUCCUCUAUCAUAAAAAAAAAAGAAAAGAGAUAUAGAUCUAACACGUGGAGGCCCCUUGGAGAGCUUUAAUGUUAUGUAGAAUGCCUGCUGGUACCCGUUCACAGACGCAACAAUAGACACCCGUGAACCGGUCGCAGUAGGCGUUGGGGCUACUGUAGAAAAAGUGAACAGUAUUAUUUUUUAAAAGUUAAAGGCACAACUAUUCUGCCAUUGAGUACCAUUCAAUAUUCGCUCAUUCAAUAUAAUUGUGCAAUAUUAGCUGUAUUUGCACGCAUGAGAUCCUUAAAAAAUAUAAAAGUUAUAUAGUCUUUGAUUUUAUUAAGCAGUAUUCACACGAUCAUACACGUCGGUCUUACACGACUCUAUACCUACAGCUUGAAAUGAUGCUGACCGGGUCGUGUAGACGCGGCCCGCAGCUAUAUUAAUUGGCUAUAUGCGUUUUUCUUAGUGGACACAUGUUUUUAAAAAGUAAAAAACAAUACAGUAAUAACUUUCCCGUCCGCUAAAACACGACAACAAUGGUUUGAAUUUUAUUAAUUUGUGUUUGACCAUAACGAAGAACUUCCCGUACGAUUUUUGCUACAAACAGCUGAAAGGUGAACAUUUCCGAGUAUAUUGGAGAAAACAAUAUUUAUUUACUUACUUAUACCCCCUUGUUCAUAAUAUUUUGCCAGCCUGAUUUAGUUAAAAUAUGUUGUAUUCCUUUCUUACAAAUAAUUGAGGCAAAAUUACAGAUAAAGACAAAUGAUUCAUAGCUAAUUCAGGCCACUAACGUGCUUAUGAAUAACGCCAUUAGUAAAAAAAAUGCACUUAUCUUCAGUAACCUUAGAAUAUUUCGUACCUACCUAUAAAAUUAUUUAUUUUUCUGACGCCGACAUUUUUCACGCAGGAAACACAGGUAUCAUUAUUAAACUAUUUUACGAUGUGCCUGUUAUUCAACCAGGAAUAUCGGUGAACACAUUGCUGUCAGCGAUCUGCCGAGGCAGAUCAUGAUGUUAAUUUCAUGAACAGGUGGACUUCACGAUCCGCCGCCGACAGAUAUAAAAUUGUGUGUAUUAUUAUUGUUAUGUAGGUAGGUACUCUAUUCAUAACCUUAAAAAUGAAAUCAUUUCACCUUCUAGAAUUUGAUAUGUUACUGUUGUAAAGAUAAAUUAAUCAAUGUCAUUAAACAUAAUCAAAAAUCAAAUAAAUGGACAAGUAUUAGUACUUAUAUAAAGCAUGUUAUGAUCAUGACUAAUUAGUCAUCAUAGUUAUGAUUGCGAUUGAUGUUGACCGCUUUUCAUUAUUUUGUUUGAUACAAUCAAAUUUUAUCAUUGAAAAUUUCAUUGAAACAACUGAUUAACGGAUUAUCACAGAUUAUCUUUUUUUCUUUUAUAUAAGUAUUAAUGUAGGUAAUCGCAACAACAUAGUUUUUAUCUAGAGGUAAAAAUGUUGAGUGACAAGUGUGUAUUUAUCAUAUUCGCUAUAUCCCUACCAGGAAGUCAAAGUGAGACACUACACCAGGAGCGAAAGGUUGAAUCACGUUUCUUAGGAACCCUCAACAGAUACUACGUAUCCUCAUGGGAGCUCAUCGUCAAUGGUACCGAAUAUGUUAAUUUAGUUAACACAGUACCAGCCAUCAGUGAGUUGGAAUUCCUCGACGGGUCACAGAACAUCGCUAUAGUCAUUCAUGGGCGGGAUAGUUCAGCCUUCAGCGAGUUUGGCCAAACGUUACGUUCAUCGUUUAUAACAAGCGACCAUGAGCUGACAGUGAUUUUAGUAGACUGGGCCUUAGUUGCAUCUAUGGAUUAUGCAACAGCAAUCAACGCUGUACCAUUUGUCGCCGACGAUAUCAUCGCUUUGAUAGUCCAACUGGAGGCUGCGAACAAGAUUAAUCGUAGCCUUGUUCAUAUUGUGGGCUUUGAUAUUGGAGCACACAUUGCUGGACUUGUAAGCAGGGAUUCGCGUGCUCGAGUACAGAGAAUAACUGGUUUAUCUCCCGCCGGGCAAAAUUGGGAUUCCUUUUCCCGUCGUUUACGAGCCACCGACGCUAAUUACGUCGAAGUCGUACACACCGAUUACUCAGGCACUAGGGCUUUUGGCAUUAGUGAGACGAUUGGUACAGUGGAUAUAUUCGCUAACACUGGCACACGUCAACCGGGCUGUGCAAACAACCAGUGCAACCACGACCGGGCCUGGCAGCUGUUUGGGGCGACACUGGACAUGGGUGGCCACCUGAUGGGCCUUAGGUGUGAUUCUUUGGCGGACAUGACGAGAAAUCGAUGUGUUGGUGCUCCCGCUGUGUCCUUGGGUACCAAUGAUUUAUUUAAACUGGGAACUGGAAUUUACCGGGUCAAUACGGGCAGAGCGUAUCCGUACAACUCCUGAGAAGUUUCGAGAUUUAUUAACAUUGUUAAAAAUUGUGAUAAUAAAUGUUAAAUGCCCAAUGUUGUCUUUCAAUUGUAUAUUUUUUUAGUAAAAAUUAAAUAAAUAAAAAUAUUUGUCAAGUGCCUAUUACAAGAGUAAAUCCUAGGAUUAUAAGUGAAAAAGCAACUUUGUCAGUCUGUCUGCCUGGUACCUCUUCGCGCUUUAAGUGUCUGAACCAAUGUAUAUGACGGCGGGAUGGCAAAAGGUGGGGGGCUCAGAACCUCGAUGUAUCACACAGAUGUAUCACUUCACUGUUUCACUAGUAUGCUACGAGUAGCAGUUAAUGAAAUACGCUUUCUGAUACAUUAACCGUACUAGUUCCUACUAUAUGGCUAUUAAAUUAAUCAAAUUAAAGUUUUAUAAACAUACACCAAAAAAAAUUAUAAACGUCAGUAUUUUGAAAGUAAAACUCAUUUAUAUUAUGCCCAAUAUGCCCAUCCGUAAUGAAAAAAAAAACCAUUACGGCCCUGGGUAUAAAAUAGCUCAUCCAUCUCAGUAUUCUGGCAUUCAAUAACACCGUUUACGUGCAAGUGUGACACAAAAUAUUUUAAACUGCUAUUAAAUGAAUUAAAUUAAAUAUUUUUAAACAUACACAAAAAAGAAUUUAAAUACCCAAUGUGCCCAUGAGCAUAAUGGAAUAAAAAAAUCAAUUACGCCCGUGGGCAAAACCU
Cydia pomonella (codling moth) is the source of this 3199-nucleotide messenger RNA. RefSeq names its product lipase member I-like. Bases 1551 to 2489 code for a protein of 312 amino acids. Gene Ontology annotation, molecular function: lipase activity. The transcript is spliced from 6 exons. The record is from RefSeq and is a predicted model, not a curated record. NCBI's taxonomy places the organism in Eukaryota, Metazoa, Arthropoda, Insecta, Lepidoptera, Tortricidae.